AAGCCUACUCGAGACCCACUUCGCCAAUACCGUUUGAAUCAUUGGUCUAGUUUCCGGCAGUUAUAGUGGCUUAAUUAGUACAGGAAAAUGCUAGCUUCUUCUAUUUCUAGUUCCGCUAGUAGUUCAUAUUCAGCUCAUUCAGAAUCAAGUCGCUUUACAAGAGAUUUCGAGGAAAUAAAGCUUCUUGGUAAAGGUGCGUUUGGAGAGGUUUAUCAUGUCAAGCAUAACUUAGAUAAAAAAGAGUAUGCUAUGAAAAUAAUACCCGCCAAUAAAAUAAAUCAGAAAGAUUUGAGGGAAGUACUUGCACUUUCUGACUUCAAACAUUCUGGAAUUGUUCAGUACUACUGCUCUUUUAUUGAUGAUUGUGCCAAAGUUGCUGCGGGUUGGACAUCUUAUCAUUCUAGAUCUGAUACCACUUUUUCAUCGUCUCGAAGUAGCUCAGAGUCAGCAAUGGAGACAUCUUUGACUUGUGGUGCUACAUUUAUUCCUGGUAUGCACCUAAUUAUUACAUGCAGUCAUGCACUAUACAAGGUGGAACUUCUGAAUAAUUAUUAUAGCACUGAACUUUUAAGGCACACAAAAAAAUUUUUGUUAUGAAGAAACUCUCACUAGAGAGAAGUUUUUAUAUAUAA
Molecule: messenger RNA, 632 nt
Organism: Amphimedon queenslandica
Lineage: Eukaryota; Metazoa; Porifera; Demospongiae; Haplosclerida; Niphatidae
Product: interferon-induced, double-stranded RNA-activated protein kinase-like
Exons: 4
Coding region: 88-597 (169 amino acids)
Biological process (GO): regulation of translational initiation by eIF2 alpha phosphorylation
Cellular component (GO): nucleus; cytoplasm
Molecular function (GO): ATP binding; eukaryotic translation initiation factor 2alpha kinase activity
Source: RefSeq, a predicted model, not a curated record